AUGUCCCUGCUCGCAGAACCCCAGCGCGCCGCACGGCCAGCAUCCGUGCAGGCAUACCCGACCAGCGCACCGCCACCGUCGACGUCAUCGCGCCGGCACCGCGAGCGAGCGUCCCACAACGUGUCGGCAACUCCCGAAGAGCGCGAGCGAGAGCGGGAGAGGGAGCGGGAGGGCAAAUACAGAGACGUGUACAGUCACCCGGCGGCAGUCGCGUUCGCCACGGCCCACCCCGGCCGCGCGAUCCCCAAAUUUGGCCCGUAUUUGUUGCUGCAGACGCUCGGCGAGGGCGAGUUCGGGAAGGUCAAGCUCGGUCUACACACCACAUGGGGGGAGGAGGCCGCCGUCAAGCUCAUCAAACGGCACAACAUCGACAGCGUGGUCAGGAUGUCCAAGGUCGAGCGCGAGAUCGAGGUCCUCAGGAUGCUGAAGCACCCGAAUAUCGUGCGGCUGUACGACGUCAUCGAGACGGACAAGUACAUCGGUAUUAUUCUCGAUUACGCCAGCGGCGGAGAGCUGUUCGACUUUAUUCUGGCGCAUCGUUACCUGAAGGAGAAGGACGCGUGCAAGCUGUUCGCGCAGCUCGUCUCGGGCGUCUGGUAUAUUCAUGAGCGCAAGAUCGUGCACCGCGAUUUGAAGCUCGAGAAUCUGUUGCUCGACCGCAACAGGAACGUGAUCAUCACCGACUUUGGCUUCGCGAACAGGUUCGAGCACAAGGCAGACGACCUGAUGCAGACUAGCUGCGGCUCGCCUUGUUAUGCCGCACCCGAACUUGUCAUCUCUGAAGGCAGCUACGUCGGCUCUGCGGUCGAUAUCUGGUCUUGCGGUGUCAUUCUGUACGCGAUGCUGGCUGGCUACCUUCCCUUCGACGACGACCCGGCGAACCCCGACGGCGACAACAUCAAUCUUCUGUACAAAUACAUCGUCAACACUCCGCUAUCAUUCCCAGACUACAUCUCUCCGGAGGCGCGGGAUCUACUACAGAUCAUGCUCCAACCCGACCCACGGCGCCGCGCUAGCCUGCGCCAGGUGAUGGAUCACCCUUGGCUGGCGCCAUAUGCGCAUCUCUUCCUCAAAACGGUCGAAGAGCUCGAGCAGAUCGCUGUCGACUUGCACAAGCAGAAGCGCAUGCAGUACCAGCGCCAGAUGCGCGCCGCCCACUCUUCGCGCAAGCAGCAGCCAGAGUACCUCUACGAGGCUUCACCAGAGCCCGCGCAGACGUCGUCACGCCGUGCAGCAGCUAGCGCGAUCGUUAUGCCCUCGGCACCCCCGUCCACACACGAUGACGACCCGUUCGCGCCUGGGCCCGGUCUACUGCCGCAGCCGGUUGCCGAGUCGCCCGUUAUGGAGAACGAGACACCCCGCCGGGCCAAGGGCUCAGAGCACCCGCCUGCUACCGGCGGCAGCACGCGUGGCAAGCGCGACGUCAGGCACACCAUUCAGGUCGAGUACAAUCAGCCCGAAGACGAGGGGCAGCAGCAACCCCAAUCGCGGCCCGGAACCGCUACUCGCUCCAGGACCGCACCGGUACCAGAGCCUGUGGCAACACCGACGAAACAUCGUCGCGCGUCGCAGCAGGGUGCGCCUGCGCCUCCGCUCAAGGACGCACAACAGCCGAAUCCGACUGUCACCAUCGAUCAUGCCAGCCCGCCGCCCACACCUGCGCCUGCUGUCGACAUCUCAGUCUCAAACACUUCUUCGUCUGCGCCUGUCAGGCAACCGAGCAAGAGCAGUUCCGGUGGCGGUUCUGGAAGGCACCGUCGUGGUCUUAGCAUUGAUAAGAUCGGGCUCGGGAAGAUCUUCACCUCUCCCUCUACCGAACGCGUCGAGAAGCAAGAAUCCGCCAGUCGCAGGCCAAGUACCCUCAGUGUUGGGCCUACGCCUACGACACCAAGCCGCAAUGGCGGCAACUUCACCCGCGACGCGUCGUUUACGUCUACGACGACAGCCGAUAGCGGCCGCGAACGCAACAGGGAGAAGGAGAAGGAGCGCGAGGCGGUCAUCCCAGACAAGAAAUCGCGCCGCAGCACGCUCAGCGCGCUCGCCAACCCCCUCGGUACACUCGGCGGCACAUUCAGGCGCAGCGUCACAGCGCGCACAAGUGCGCGCGAAGCCUUCGCGCCGCAAGAGCAGGAGAAGCAACAAACACCCACAAGCGCCCCGCCGUCCAGCUACGCGCCGCCGGCGUCUAGCCCCGGCCCGGGCAUUCUCACGAACGGCGCUAAUAAUACGCUGCCGCCCUCGUCGAGCCUUGCUGUACCGGGAGGUGCACCGGCUGUACCUGGCUCCGCGCAGGACGCGCCGGCCAGCAGUACCAAGGCGCGGAAGGUCAUGCAGUGGUUCCGUACGCGGUCCAAGGGCGGCGACGAGCUCACCGACGACGGAUUGUCGACGCAUACAGCCGCCUCGCGCGGGUUCGGCGCGAGCAAUACGAGCGUCAAUCAGAUACCCGGUUCAGGGUACAGUACCGGCCCGAGCGCGUCGUUCCUCGGCGCCAGCAAAACGCCCAAAGCGCCCAAGACGGGCGGCGCGUUGAGGGUGCAUCAUGGUGCGGUGGAUCAGACGACUAUCACGUCCGAGGCGCCCCCGCUCGUUAUGGCGCGUGUGCGGGCCACGCUCGCGGCGCUGGGCAUCGAAGCGCAGGACGAGAGCGAGUUUAAGAUUCGGUGUGUGCGGCCGAAGAGGAGGGCGAAUGUUGCUGCUGUGAGGAUGGUGGGGAGCGCGGCGAGUGGGGGCGUUGAUCGGCGGACGGGGUUGCCCGUGCCCGGGCAGGGGGGCCAGGGGAGUAUUGUGGGGAGUACUGGGGGGAUGCUUAGGGGGUUGUUGGGGAGGAGGGGGAGUAGUCAGGUGGUGGAUGAUUCGGCGGACGUUUCGGCGAGCGAGACGUCGCUCGUGGACUCGAGUAUCGUCUAUGGCGAUCCGUCGGCGGAUGUUGGCGACGAGGUCCGCUUCUAUGUCGAGCUCACCCGCAUUGACCGGUUGAACGACACCUACUCGCUCGAUAUCCGCCGGCUGAAGGGCAACCUCAGGAGCUACAAGUUCCUGUACGACACCGUCCGAGAGCGCGUCGCCCUCCAACGAUAG
This is a messenger RNA of Peniophora sp. CBMAI 1063, 3081 nucleotides long. The record is from the annotation of a GenBank genome assembly. NCBI's taxonomy places the organism in Eukaryota, Fungi, Basidiomycota, Agaricomycetes, Russulales, Peniophoraceae.